This is a messenger RNA of Westerdykella ornata, 432 nucleotides long. RefSeq lists its product as uncharacterized. The record is from RefSeq and is a predicted model, not a curated record. The transcript has 3 exons. NCBI's taxonomy places the organism in Eukaryota, Fungi, Ascomycota, Dothideomycetes, Pleosporales, Sporormiaceae. The coding region runs from base 1 to 432 and encodes 143 amino acids.
AUGAUGUUCUUCUCCGCCCUCAUCUCCGCCCUCGUGCUCUCCGUCACACAAACCCUCGCCCUCGCUGCCCCCGGCGAUGCCGAGGAUCUCGUCCGGGAGGACCGAAUCAAGGUCUUCCUGUACGCCGCGCCCGCCUUCUGGCAGGAAGUAGCCGUCGACGCGUACCGAGAUGCGUGCACGAAUCUAGACAACAAUCUCAUCGAUGGAAGCGUGCAGUCGAUUCUGGUCGGGGGGCAUGACAUUGUUUCGGUACUGCAGAGGAAAGAUUCGUGGUACUGCACUUUCUAUGAUAAUUAUGGAUGCAUAGGUGAUGGCGAUCCGGCGGCCACGCUCGUUGUUGCUGAUGGGGUCAACAAUUUGCAAAGCGUGAAUAAGACGAAUAUUCACGCUUUCAGGUGCCGUCUCGAGGACGACAGGUACUUUGACAAGUGA